Copidosoma floridanum is the source of this 2205-nucleotide messenger RNA. It is a transcript of the gene drn, whose product is annotated as zinc finger AN1-type doctor no. Gene Ontology annotation, molecular function: zinc ion binding; DNA binding. The record is from RefSeq and is a predicted model, not a curated record. Lineage: Eukaryota; Metazoa; Arthropoda; Insecta; Hymenoptera; Encyrtidae.
UCUGAGAGGUUUGAUCUCAUCGUCAUUGUCGUCAGACUCUCACUCGCAUGUACCAUUAUUAUAUAUACCUAUAGACCACGUCGUAUCAGCGUGACUUUUUCUUUUCCCAUAAGUACUUGUUUUUUUUUUUUUUGUUUUUUUGUUUUUUUUUGUUUCUUGUUCCGUUACCUCCUUCACGCAUAGAUUUACAAGCGCUUUUCUUUUCCCUCUCCUCAGAACAGAGAGCAACUCUUUCACAAGAAACUCGCUCCGAAACUUGUGCAAUCUUGCAAUUGUUGCAAAAAGCUCUGGAGCUUUACACGUAUAUAUUCUGACGACGCGCGUCGCGUGGCACCAGUGGGCACCACAGAACACAAUAGAACGAACGAGAGUGUAUGUGUGUGUGCCGUGCUCUCUCCUUAUUCUGCUCGAAGCUCGUGCUGCUGUGGCGCAGUUCUUCCGCCUUCCCUAUCUCUCUCUCGCCCAGCCCAGCAGCAGCAGCAGAAGGCUGACUCGUUUUUUAUACUCUCCGAGAGUCGCAGUCGCAUAAGUAACGUUCAUGCACGUCGAUGCAGUAAAAUAAGAGAGUGCAGGAGAGUUUGCAGAGGCACGUCACUUUGUCGUGAUGUUUUAUUAUUAUUUUCAUACGUUCUGUGUCGUUUCGUCGACGCAAUAAGUACGCGAGUGUGUGCACUCCUUGGCGUGCGACGCGUGUUUUAUAACCCCCACAAAGUGUGCAAGUGCAAUAAAUAAAUCGUGUUUUCUGCUGAUUACUCCGAUCGAAGAGGAGCAGCAUCCGAUUGCGAAUCAUUAUCAUACUCGUAUACUCUCUCUCUUGGGGAUAAGGACAGGCAGAGAGGGGCUGUGGUUUCACAUUAUCACUGCCACACGGCCAAAGCGAGAGAAGAGUUUUCCUCUGGUGGCUCUCCAACCGUCCAACCUCUCUCGCGCUCACACACUAUACAAUACUCUCCCUCCCAUUGAUAUAACAUUUCAUCCGAAGAAGAGUAGAGAGAGAGAGUGUUUCUGGUGUUGUAACACAAUUAAAGUUGCAAUAGGAAAAACGGGACCACCAGCAGUCGCAGCCACAGCAAUACUUAACAACGUCUACCUACGUAGAGGCGAGCCCAAUUAAUUAUGUGGUAUACUGCCGCGGGACCGAGAUCGGCUCAACGUCAAAUCAGCUGACAUAUUGCGCCCUGCUACACCAUAGCAGUAACAAAAGCCUUUGGUGAAUACGUGGUGACAGCCGUCGGAUAAUCCGAGGAGGCGUGCAAGCGAAGGAGCCUGCUACACGGGCAGACCUAUACUGCUUCUGAAGCUCAAGUGGUAAAAGUAGCAGCAUCAGCGAUCAAGAUCGUCAAUCGUAUUUUGAAUUUACUUGGGAUCUUGAAGCCUUACCCGACCGUGCACCUCCAGCCUCAAAUAAAACGACGAAGACGACGACGACGGCGAGGACAACCUCUUAGUUUGCAAGAGGAAAAACAAAACUAAAAUAAAUUAAACAUGGAGCGCGAAUCGAAUCCGAUGCAAGCUCUUUGUAGAAGUGGCUGCGGUUUUUACGGCUCGCCGGCGACGGACGGGCUGUGCUCGCUAUGUUACAAGGAGAACCUCAAGAAGAAACAACAGCCACCGGUCUCGGCGCCCUCGGUCCCGGCGUCACAGACCUCCGCGAGCAGCACAGCCGGCGCUCUACAGAGCACCUUCGGCAGCGCGACGGCAGCCGCGGUCGCGGCAGCUGCCACGGCGACGAGCGCCGUACAGCAACAGCAGCAGCCGACACUGCCAACCUUAUCUCAGCCAACGACAGAUCUCUCCAGUCCGAAAGACAUAAGCAGGGACGAGCAGGAGAGCGAAGCUGGAAACAACAGCGGGGCCGCAGGAAGCUCGGUGAGCAGUGGCGACGUGGAGGACAGCUUCGAUGGCAAAGAGACUGACAAGGACUCCAAAAACAAGAAGAAGAAUCGUUGCGCUGUGUGUCGCAAAAAAGUGGGCUUGACAGGUUUCGAGUGUCGGUGUGGUGGACUUUUCUGCUCUGUGCAUCGGUACAGUGACAAGCACGACUGCAAGUUCGACUACAGAGGAAUGGGCGCCCAAGAGAUACGGCGCAACAAUCCAGUUGUUGUUGGUGAAAAAGUGCAAAAAAUUUGAACUAUUUAGUGUGUAGUCGUUGGGAAAAUGGUUAUAUAACUAUGUAAACAAAAUAUUAAAAAAAAAAAAAAAAAA